Coccidioides posadasii C735 delta SOWgp is the source of this 1206-nucleotide messenger RNA. RefSeq lists its product as uncharacterized. The record is from RefSeq and is a predicted model, not a curated record. Lineage: Eukaryota; Fungi; Ascomycota; Eurotiomycetes; Onygenales; Onygenaceae.
AUGGAUGGAGACAGCAGCCAGCGCAAGAAGUACGACCUCUCUGCGCACGGAACGGCUGGCGGCAUAGGGAGGUCUCGGCCGCUUCAUCACUCUCAGGAGAGUCCCAUAAAUCGCUUUAGGGAUAACAAUCAACCCCCAGCUUCUCGUGGGCUUCAUGUGGAUACGGUGGCACACCAGAGUCGUAAUCCUUCACUCCACCCGUACGGUGGUUUCGAGUACGCCGAGUCAGCAUCCUACAAUGCACCAUCGCUCCAAGGCGGGCCACUGCAGAGUGGAGCAAUGCCCUAUCAGCAAGAUUUUUCUACAUCUUCAUCCAGGCAAAAUCAGUCGCAGGCGACGCAGCAGUCAGGCCAUCAGGAUCAACAACAGCAGCAGCGAAUACAGCAGUACGACCCCGGAAUGGUUUACAAUAUUGCACCGCAGGCUCAACCGCAUUCUCCAUAUGAUACUGCUUCACAUUAUCAGCCACGGCACUCUGCAGCUAUUGAAGUUCUGGCGACACAGUUUGGUGUUCCGCAGUACUACCCGACCGACGAGUCCCCAGCGACUGAAUCCACCCAUUACUUAACCACACAAGUUCAGCAGACCCCGUAUUCCCAACCUCAUUCUGCUACUCGCUCGCAUAUUGCGACUUCAUUCCCCGAGACUAUGGCCGGAUUUAAUACAUCCGUUGCGCCGGAGCCUCCCAACCCGUCCGAACGGCUACGGGAGCCUUCAUCUGGCCUGGAGGAUGCAUAUAAUCGGUACCAGCAAGCUUUAAGGCAAACGUUCGAAAAUAUUCGUAUUGGCCGCCUGAUUACUGCGAGUCGAUCUCUUCUUGAAAUGUCAGAAUGGUUACUUGGGAAUGCUGUGGACCUUGGUCUUGUACGCGACGAAGAACAUUUACACACCGACCGCAUCAAACUAUGGGAUGAAUUUAAUACGUGCUGGUUGGCCCUAUGUCAAAAGCAAAAAGACACGACGCAAGGCAUGUUGGAAUCCGGGCCUUCAUCGCAGGAAAUUCUCACAGAAGAAAUACUUAAUAAAAUGGGGAAAGAUUUGGUUCGUUUAUGUGACAGAAUUGAACAAUACGGUUUAGUUGAUUAUCAAAUGGGUGUGUGGGAAGAGGAGAUUCUAAGCGUUCUCAGCCAAUGUCUCGAUCUUUUGGAAGAAUACGAAGACACGACUUCAGCCAGCCGCAGCCAAACAGGCACUGUCGGUCGCUAA